GAUUCGCAGGGACUCUGAAAUUGCUAGCAGGAGGAAUCAUUCAUGGCAGAAACAAUACCCUUCAAAAACCUCCACAGUAGGGAAUAUCAGGGCCACAAGAAGAAGGUGCAUUCGGUAGCGUGGAAUUGCACUGGCACAAAGCUUGCGUCUGGUUCUGUAGAUCAAACGGCUAGAGUGUGGCAUAUCGAGUCCCAUGGUCACAGCAAGGUUAAAGAUCUUGAGCUAAAGGGGCAUACCGAUAGCGUGGAUCAGUUGUGUUGGGAUCCUAAACAUGCUGAUUUGAUUGCCACUGCAUCGGGUGACAAGACUGUUCGUCUAUGGGAUGUUCGCAGUGGAAAAUGUUCACAGCAAGCAGAACUUAGUGGGGAAAACAUUAAUAUCACAUAUAAACCAGAUGGGAGUCAUGUAGCCGUGGGGAACAGGGACGAUGAACUGACAAUACUGGAUGUAUGGAACUUCAAGCCCAUCCAUAAACGCAAAUUCAACUAUGAGGUAAAUGAAAUUGCGUGGAACAUGACUGGGGAUAUGUUCUUCUUGACUACUGGAAAUGGUACUGUUGAAGUACUGGCCUACCCAUCUCUUCGAGCAGUUGACACCUUGACGGCUCAUACAGCUGGUUGCUAUUGCAUUGCUAUUGACCCCUUAGGGAGAUAUUUUGCUGUUGGAAGUGCCGACUCCUUGGUCAGUCUUUGGGAUAUCUCAGAAAUGCUUUGUGUGCGAACGUUCACAAAGCUCGAAUGGCCGGUCCGGACCAUAAGCUUCAAUCAUACUGGUGAAUAUAUUGCUUCUGCUAGUGAAGACUUGUUCAUUGACAUAUCAAAUGUACACACUGGACGGUCGGUUCAUCAAAUCCCGUGUAGGGCAGCCAUGAACAGCGUGGAAUGGAAUCCCAAAUACAAUUUGCUUGCAUAUGCUGGGGAUGACAAAAAUAAGUAUCAGGCUGAUGAAGGUGUUUUUCGGAUAUUUGGAUUUGACAGUGCAUAAACUUCAAUAUUACACAGCAGCAGCAGCAGCAGCAGCAUCUGUUUUUAGUUGCCAGCCCUGUACUUUUUAUCUGUUAUUUAAUGUCAUCGACGAUCGUCUUUCUCCUCUUUUUGUUUUCAAUUAUGUAAACCAGAUCUUUUGGGGUGAUGUAAAAGAAUUGGCUUUGUU
This is a messenger RNA of Cynara cardunculus var. scolymus (artichoke), 1152 nucleotides long. RefSeq names its product THO complex subunit 3. Gene Ontology annotation, cellular component: THO complex part of transcription export complex. Gene Ontology annotation, molecular function: protein binding. Gene Ontology annotation, biological process: mRNA export from nucleus. NCBI's taxonomy places the organism in Eukaryota, Viridiplantae, Streptophyta, Magnoliopsida, Asterales, Asteraceae. Bases 43 to 984 code for a protein of 313 amino acids. The record is from RefSeq and is a predicted model, not a curated record. The transcript is spliced from 11 exons.